This is a messenger RNA of Anopheles maculipalpis, 1535 nucleotides long. RefSeq names its product dnaJ homolog subfamily C member 3 (gene P58IPK). NCBI's taxonomy places the organism in Eukaryota, Metazoa, Arthropoda, Insecta, Diptera, Culicidae. Gene Ontology annotation, cellular component: endoplasmic reticulum. The coding region runs from base 40 to 1527 and encodes 495 amino acids. Gene Ontology annotation, biological process: protein folding in endoplasmic reticulum. Gene Ontology annotation, molecular function: misfolded protein binding; protein-folding chaperone binding. The transcript has 3 exons. The record is from RefSeq and is a predicted model, not a curated record.
ACGGGGUAAAAAAGACGGAGAAAACAAGGGUUCACCGAUAUGUUGUUAAAUAUUCACGACUCAUCACAGCUGGCCGAUAGCCGGCGGUUGGGAACUGUGCUGUUAUUUCUAUUAAUAGAGCUGUUCUUUGAUGGUGCUGAAACUGCCUCACAAGCUGAAAUCGAUCGGCAUCUAGAAAUUGGUCGAGACUUCCUGGCCCGAGGUCAGCUGUCGGAUGCGUUAACGCACUACCAUGCAGCUGUUGAGGGUGACCCAAACAACUAUCUUACCUACUUCAAGCGUGGCACCGUGUACUUCGCCCUCGGGAAGGCCAAAUUUGCCAUCAGCGACUUUACGCGCGUGCUCGAACUGAAGCCCGACUUUACCGCGGCCCGAGCGCAGCGUGGUUCCGUGUACCUGAAGAUGGGCGACUUUGAAAAUGCCGAGCUAGACCUUAUGGUUGUGCUGCGCAUGGAUCCACACAAUGCGGAAGCAAACGUACAUUUUAGCCGCAUUGGACCAGCCCGCGACCAGUGGAUACUGUGUGUGGAUUUGAUGGAGCGAGGUGAUUUUAAUACAGCCAUCGCACUGCUCACCCAACUGCUUGAGGUGUGUCCUUGGUCGGUACCGAUUCGUGAAUCCCGUGCCCAGAUGUACCUGCGGAUCGGUGACCGUAUGGCGGCGGUUAGCGAUUUCCGAUCGGUUAAUCGAUUGUCGCACGACAGCACGGACGGUUACUACCAGCUGUCCCGCAUCCUGUACGAUAUUGGUGAUUCCGGUGCGGCACUGAAAGAGAUCCGCGAGUGUCUGAAGCUCGACCCGGAGCACAAAGAUUGCUUCCCGUUCUACAAGAAAAUCAAAAAGGUGGAUAAAGUGUACGUGGACGCACAGCAGGCACGGGAAGAGCAGCGGUACAGGGACUGUGUAGCGGGGGGCGAAAAACUAGUCAAGCUGGAACCGGACGUUCCGAUGAUCGUGUACAAUGGUAAGCAGCUGCUGUGCAGUUGUCUCGUUAAGGAGGAAGAGUUUACCGAUGCUGUUGUACGGUGUCGGGAAGCGCUCGACAUCUAUCCCGAUCCGGAGGUAAUGUGUGAUCGGGCCGAAGCACUGAUUGGUGCGGAAAUGUACGAUGAAGCGAUCGCCCAGUACCGGGAAGCGCUCGACAUUAACGAUAAUCUGCAGCGAGCGAAGGAUGGCAUUGAACAUGCGCAGCGCGUACAAAAGCAGGCGGAAAGGCGAGAUUAUUACAAAAUACUAAACGUUAAGCGUACCGCGACAAAGCAGGAAAUUGUGAAAGCAUACCGAAAGGCGGCCCAAAAGUGGCACCCGGACAAUUUCCAGGGCGAUCAGAAGAAGAUGGCGGAGAAGAAGUUUAUCGAUGUGGCCGCUGCGAAGGAGGUGCUGACGGAUCCGGAAAAGCGACGACAGUUCGAUGCCGGACAGGAUCCGCUCGAUCCGGAAGCGGGCCGGAAUGGGUUCGGUGGAGGUAAUCCGUUCCAUCACUUCCAUCACGGGUCACCGUUCCAGUUUAAGUUCCACUUUACGUAAUGUGUGUC